This is a messenger RNA of Fusarium tjaetaba, 1350 nucleotides long. RefSeq lists its product as uncharacterized. The record is from RefSeq and is a predicted model, not a curated record. The transcript has 9 exons. Bases 1 to 1350 code for a protein of 449 amino acids. NCBI's taxonomy places the organism in Eukaryota, Fungi, Ascomycota, Sordariomycetes, Hypocreales, Nectriaceae.
AUGGAGGAGGUCAGCAUCUCGGGUCAACUACUCCGUGAACUGGCCGAGUACUCCAAAGUUCAUUUCUCUCGGGUUCCGGUCGUGCUCGACUAUCUCGAAAUUCUUCUCCCUUGCCUAUCAAGAUCCCUACGAGAUAUCACGACCUAUUACGAAGACAGAACUCUCACCAAGGAGAAUCGUUGGCGGAAGAUGUACCACUCGAUGACCCAAGAAGCUGGGGGCCUUUCACUACCACAGCGCUUUAUUCUUUACAAUCGUUUUCUGUCCCUGCUACGGGAAUUGCUAUUGAGGUUAGUUGCCAAUACUCAUUGGACACCCGUAAGAGCCGAUAACUCACCGUUGCGAAGAUCGCCAAAUUUUGACUUCAAUACUAUGGAAUGCACUCGAUUGCAGUUGAUGCAACUCAGGGAAGCCAGAGGCAUUCCCCCUCCCCCUAUUCGCCUUGAUUCAACAAUUCGUCCCGAUUCUAUGCUAGAUGAUGAUUCGGGCAUCGCGAAUAGUAUCCAUUGGGCUGAGAAAAUCUUCUCUUUACCCCUUCCCUCCCGGACUCCGCUUAAACAUCAGCAGUCGUCCAAAGCAUAUGGCCCACACGCUCCCUGGAGCCAGGUUCGCAUGCCAAGUGAUGCAAGAAUCCUUUUCAUUCGUUCUUUCAAUGAGCGCCAGAUAACCCUGAUAGUAUAUCAGAGUGGUCGAGACAGAUGCCCAUAUUUCCUCUUGCGAACGUUCCACAUGGGAACUCCAUGGUUUUCGCUUCGUGGCGCACACGAACUAUGUGUCGAACGCAAUGGGAGCAGUCUUCAGUUCUGGCGAUGGAGUUCUAGUGAACACUGCCCCAAGAUGUGGGCCAAUCUUUGCUUCAUGACGUGGGAAGAAUUGGUGCUCGUGUACUGCUGCUUUUUGUCUUUCAAGACGCGCAACAGUCUUACAGUACAGGUUGCAAAUGAAGACCUCGCUCUUUGGGGUGAACGAAAACUGUUCCAAGCUCGAAUCGUGGACGACGGUUUCAUGCAUUCUCUUAUUGUAUAUGAGGACUAUGUGACAAAGGGUGUUCGCCUCCACGCUGCAGUCUGGGACGGUGACCUACGCCAAUGUCCUGUCUGGACAGCUUUCAUCACACAUCAGUCAGCCUCCCCUAAAUGGAUAAAGAGAGUCAGCAAGACCAGAGUCCGACUUGCUGACAUUCAACUCUACGUCUUUUGCCAGGAAUACCGGCAGCAAAACCAACGAAUCAACCGUGCAGGAGCUUUCGAGAUCCGAUUUAUGAGUGAAGAAGCGGCCAAGCGUUUCAAAGAGCUCUUCUCUCCUGCGCUCAUCGACGACAGCACCGCCACAGAGUCGACACAGACUUAA